Eleginops maclovinus (Patagonian blennie) is the source of this 2255-nucleotide messenger RNA. RefSeq lists its product as uncharacterized. The record is from RefSeq and is a predicted model, not a curated record. Bases 834 to 1772 code for a protein of 312 amino acids. The transcript is spliced from 13 exons. Lineage: Eukaryota; Metazoa; Chordata; Actinopteri; Perciformes; Eleginopidae.
CACAGCGUCUCAAGAGGAACCAUCUGCAUCAGACCACAGAGAUAAUGUGUGCAGCUUUUGAAAAACAUUUUGAAGUUAUAGAAUUGUGUUUCUCAGAGAAAUUUCAGAUGGGUACAACACAAGUUGGAUUUUUGCAGUUAAGUGUUGUUAUAUACUAAUUAAUAUACUACAUACAUAUUAAUCCAUGUUAGCCUUCUCCUAAUCAAUACAUUAAACAUUUGAGCUUUUAUAUCUUUAACAUGUUAGAAAAUGGAUGAAGAGUCUCAAAGGGUUCAGGUUACAGGGGGAGAAUAAGUUAAUCAGUUGUUUGUUUUAGUUUUAUUUCAACUGAGGCAGAAGAAGUAAAAACCUCCAUGGAAAAAGUGGGGGCCUUGACUUUACUUCAGUACCAACUAGAACAAAAAACACAGCCUGUGCAGCAUAACACUGGACAUAUGAAGUGAAAUAUGGAUUGCAGAGUUUUAUGUUCAGGACAAAAAUGAAAUAACUUCAUGUUUGAUUCAAGCAGAACAUGAACAAGCUAAGUGUUUCUGUAAAGUUGUGAGCAGCGUGUGAACACAUGAUGAACAGACUCUUUCAUUUUCUUCUGAAACUGUGAGCUGACGCUUUGGUAGACCUGAUAUAAAUACAUAACAUGUUCUAAGUUUUUAAUAAAUUGUGUUAAAUCAAGUAGAUUACAGUGUGGGCGUUUCUGUGGCCUCUCUGUUUCAUGUGUGAUGCUAGCUGUGGUUUUCCUGAGAGCAAGUUCUGUAAAUUGACACUGAAGUACAUCAAAGCUCACAUACUCAGAGACACAAGCUUCUUCUAUCUGAGAAGUCUUAUUCAGCUUCAUCAUGGCUGGACGUCUGCUGUUUGUCAUCCUCAUCUAUUCCUUUCACAAAAUUCAAACACAAGGUCAAAAACCACAGAUGAGUCUUCAACAUUUUCCUGGUGAACUCGUUCUCUUUAUCUGCUCUCUGCCUGGAUCUGCUAAUCAUGAUGCAAGAUGUAACCUGUACUUUGGAGAAAAAAAACAUCCAGUCCAAACAACCAGCUGGAAGAGAAGGGAUUCAAAGAAUCGGCUGUUCUGCCAGUUUACUUUCAGAGCCGAUGACUUUCUAAGACAUUUACAUUUUGUGAAAAGACAUGAUGCCAGCUGUGAUUAUAGUUUGGGAAGUGAAUCCGACUCUUUGUCUCCUCGUAGCGAUGGAUACAGCUUGACUGAUAUUGUGGGAAGAGAAUCAAAGAUGCGCUCCACAAUAUCAGCUCCUAUUAUCCCCACAGAUAUUGAGGAAAAGGAGAAACGCUUGACACAGACUAUGACGACAUCUACUAUGACCACAGGUCUUACUGUUGGAUCAACAAACACUGGUAGUUUCAUUUCUACUUCGAUAACACCAGUGAAUCCAACACAAGAAACAACAUGGACAUGGAAGUUGAUAAUAGUUGUGGCUUCUCUGGGAGGUGUUAUCUUACUGGGACUGGCAUUUCUAUUCACCAAAAGAACAUUUGAAAGAUGUGCUGCGCAGAGGACACAAGCCAAUGUCACUGAUGACCUAAUGUGCAUGAGAAAGAUGGACCAUGGAGGAUUGUUACCUGCAGGUAAUGAGGAAGCCUACAGUACGGUCACCUCAGUACCUGCUGCAGUUUGUCUUACUGGUCCUGAGAAACUGAGCCGGCAAGAGUCUCAAAAUGAGGAUUCUGACAUAUACCAUGUGUACUCCACCAUCUCCGAGGAGCCACCCCCAUCAGCCCUGAAGGACUUGGUGUACAGCACCCGCCAGGCUUAUUAAAUAGAAAGCAAACUUCCUAAAGGACUGUUUUUUGAACCAUGUGCCUUUUUUUUUUCUUUUCACUUUUCUUUCAAUCUUUUAUAGUAUCUUAUGAUCUAGAGGGAAAUCAAUGUAACUAAAAUGUCAUAUCUGUAAAACAAUUAAAAUUGAAACACUCAACCACAGAAUCCCUCUUGCUAAAGGUAAUAAAUAAACAGGUCUUCGAUUUCUUCUCGUCUGUCAGAAAGUGUGAAAGGGGGCAUUAUUUGCAUUAGUCCAUCAUUUUCUUUGACAUUUGGAAGCUUGCAUCAAUCUGGGGAUGCUAAAUACACAAUCAGGAUUAUAUUUAAUAAAGUACAUCAUAGUAUGUAUAUCCCAUAGUGUGUAUGUUUGAGCCGUUUAAAAAAAAAAAAAACGUUUCAGGAAGACCUGCACUCAGUUUACUGUAUUUUAUCUUUAGUUUUAAUGAAGUUGUUUGAAUUCAAUUAAAAGUAAGACAAUGCA